Truncatella angustata is the source of this 1016-nucleotide messenger RNA. RefSeq lists its product as uncharacterized. NCBI's taxonomy places the organism in Eukaryota, Fungi, Ascomycota, Sordariomycetes, Amphisphaeriales, Sporocadaceae. Bases 150 to 821 code for a protein of 223 amino acids. Gene Ontology annotation, cellular component: mitochondrial intermembrane space. The record is from RefSeq and is a predicted model, not a curated record. Gene Ontology annotation, molecular function: protein-disulfide reductase activity. Gene Ontology annotation, biological process: protein import into mitochondrial intermembrane space. The transcript is spliced from 3 exons.
AGAAAUCAGAGCCACUGCUGCCACUGCCAGCGCUUACCAAGCUCAACUGAAGCUAUUCCACUUUUUUGCAGCAAGGACUUUCUGGCGGCAUGAUUGGCAUUUUCUGUUAGCAUCUCUUUUCGUCACUCAUUCAGAAGUACAUCGCGACCAUGUAUCGUACAGCGCUGCGAUCGGCGCCACGCGGAGCCAAUGCUCUCAAACAGGCUGCCGUCAAGACGACAGUACCCCGACGAUUUGCGUCGACAUCGCCAGUAGACAAGAAGAAGAGGAGUUGGAAGGGAUCGGCAGUCAGAUGGGGUCUCGCGGUUGGAGCUGUAUAUUGGUACAACACAAGCCCCGUGUUUGUGGAAGAAGCACUGCCUACUCAUGUGCUCCCGCCGCCUCAGUUCUCCGAUGAUGACCUCCCGACGGUAGAAGCAGUGGUCGCGCAGAAACGUAAGGAGGCAGAGGCAAGAUUAGCAAAAGCCACACCCAAGGACGAAGCCGCAGCACCAGCUGCGCCCGCUGCCGAAGCGAAAUCAGAUGUUCCGGACAACGACGCGGAAGCUAGUGCACCUCCUGGCGAAGCGCUCAGUGGACCUGAGGCCUUGGAAGCCGAGGCCAAUCAGCAGGGAGCGUUCAACCCCGAGACUGGCGAGAUCAACUGGGACUGCCCGUGUCUGGGAGGUAUGGCUGACGGGCCUUGUGGAGAGGAGUUCAAGGCUGCUUUCAGCUGCUUCGUUUACUCCAAGGAGGAGCCCAAGGGAAUGGAUUGCAUCGAUAAGUUCCAGUGCGCAUAUGCAAGAUUGCUUCCGACUGCACCCGGAGGUGUAUGGGGAUGAGCUCGCAGAUGAGCUUGCUGAUGCCGACGAGGAAGCCCCGGCUGGUGAGGGUGCAUCGGAGACAGAAAACACACUCGCAAAAACAUCCCCCGAAGCUGGCGUCAAUGCUCCUGCAGCCAGUACGGUCGAUGCUAAGUCGGAUGUACAAGCCACCCCUUCGGAUGCGCAGCCUUCCGCACUCGCUCCCACGGCAAA